Molecule: messenger RNA, 2580 nt
Organism: Penaeus chinensis
Lineage: Eukaryota; Metazoa; Arthropoda; Malacostraca; Decapoda; Penaeidae
Product: probable glutamate receptor
Exons: 9
Coding region: 1-2127 (708 amino acids)
Cellular component (GO): membrane
Molecular function (GO): glutamate-gated receptor activity
Source: RefSeq, a predicted model, not a curated record
AUGGCGAUGGCUGCCUCGCGGAUCGGCGCCGUUGAGGAAAACACGAAGACAUGGACACUAACUGCGACUCGACUGAUGGUGGUCGACUUUGCGAAGUUCCUGAAGCUGGGUCGUGUGUGCUUGGUGGAUUCAGACCGCGGAAGCCCCUGGUCCGCCCUAGCUCUCCGCGCCAUCGUCUCCUCCCGCACCGCCUUCGUCGCCGUCAAACCAACGCCUCGAAAAACUGCGCAGGGCGUGACGUCACCUACCAACGCCUCCCUUAUCUCUUAUCGCUCUUAUCGCGAGAGAUGUCUUGACGGCCUUCUUGUGACCCACAUCGAUACGGAAGGAAAAGUCGGGUCCUGGGCGCAGGUCACAAUCGCCACUUACCAGUCGGGCGAGCGAGCGAUCUCCUUCUGGCAAGUGUACCAAGUGACUCCCAAGCACAAGCAACAUCUCCUUCCUUCAGGCUUGUGGACGCUGAGGAGCCGGAAGCCCGAAGGCAAAGAGACAGGUGGAUCGAAAACGGACGCUUCAGAACCAGUCGAAAGGGAAUUGAGAACCGAUUCGGAAACGAAUUCGAGGGAGGAGGUUUCGAUCAAGGAGUCGAGAAGGGAAUCGGAUUCGAUUAUGGAGUCGAGAAUGGUUCUGGAUUCGAUUAAGGAGUCGAAAAGAGGGUCGGAUUCGGGGAAACGAUUAUUAACAAAGGAUUCCCAAGGGCAUACGAUCGAGGAUUCGUCAAGAAAUUCGAAAGAGGCUUCGGAAAAGGAGUCGAAGAAACCGGCUCUCUCGACCGCAGGAGAGAACGCCGUCACGAGGUGGGAGAAAACGAAAAGCGAGAUCCUGCAGUCCAAGGGCGAGGAGACGGUCUCUCGAGAGAUGCUUCACGGGCGUCUCGAGAUGGUUGAAGGAGACCCGCUGUUGCGCCGACAGGACCUCUCGGGCUUCCAUCUCCGGUGCACAACGCUGUCGGCUCCGCCCCGCAUGAUCCUGCAGUCGAGGGCGGGCGGCGAGGCGGUCGACGUCGAGGGAAUAUUGGGUCACGUCUUUCGCCAUCUUCAGGAGGUCACCAAUUUCACAUCCACCUGCCUCCCCACCAGCGACGGCCAGUGGGGGGGGCAGGAGAACGGCAGAUGGACGGGGAUGGUCGGGGACAUCGUGAACGGCGAGGCUGACAUCGCCGUCGCUUCCCUUGAUGUCACGUUCCAGCGCAGCACAGCGGUGGACUUCCUGUUGCCGGUUCUGCAUACGGAAUACAAAAUGAUCAUGAAGCGCCCUACCAACGACGACCGCGUGUGGUCGGCCUACACGGAGGAGUUCGAGGGCGAGGUGUGGCAGGUCCUCCUCGUCCUCACGCCUUUGCUCAUCCUGUCCCUCUACUUUGCUUCCGUCCUGGUUCCAGUCGAGGAGAGCAUGACCCUUGCGGAGGCCUUCACCACCGUCACGGGCGCUCUCUGCGGUCAAAGCACAGACAUCGAGUUGAGGAUGAUGCCAAGCCGCCUGGUAUUUCUCACGAUACUGCAAUUGCAAGUCCUCCUUCAAGCCUACUACACGUGCGUCCUGGUGUCCUCGCUCGCCCUCGGUCCUCCGCUGCCGGAUAUCGAGUCCAUUUCCGACGUCCAGCGACAUCCUAGUCUUCAGCUCGGUUUCGUGCGGGGGUCCUCCAUCACGGAAUAUUUCAAGAACUCGGCCAACCUCGAGUACCAGAGCGUGUGGCACUCCACCGUCGAGCAUUCCCUUCCGGAGAGUCGUCAGGAAGCCAUGACCCGCGUCCUCGAGGAUUCCUACGUGUUCCUGGACGCCAUAUCCUACCUGAGGGACAACCACGGCCAGGACUGCCGGCUGGUGAUCAUGCCCCAGGCCUAUUUCCCCUCCCAGAGCGCCUUCGCCGUCAGGAAGGGGGCGCCGUUCGUGGCUCUGUUCAAUAGCAUCAUCCUGAAGAUGAGAUCGUCGGGCCUCUUGAAAAGGUGGCAAAGUCUCUUCGUGCCAAUUUUGCCCGAUUGCAGCCAGGCGGAGAGCGAGGCUAUUCAAUUGGCCACCGUCGCUACGCCCUUCCUCAUGUUGGGGACGGCCAUACUAAUAUCGCUCUUAUGCCUCCUGUCUGAAAGGGCGAUUUGGAGGAGGUGGUCAGGUGAGGUUGGGAAGUAAGGAAGGAAAGUGCUAAUAUCGCUCUCGUGAUGCGUGGCUGGAAGGGCGAUUCGGAGGAGAUAGAUCACGGAAACUCAGAGAGAUGCCAAUAUCAAGCCUUAUAUUACGAAUACAAAAAGGCGAUCCACUGGAAAUGACACGGUGAAAUCAAGGAGAAAAACAAUAUCGCUCUUAUGUCGCUGGGCCAGAAGGUCGAAAGAGGCGAGUGAGUGAUUCAUACGAAGAGGACGGGGAAGGGUCAUAUCGUUCCUAUGCUACCUGGCAAUACAGGUGAAAUGGUCAUUAAUGUGCUUCACGAAAGAAUAAGUUUAAUCUAUGUUAAGCUUGAUAAAAGUAAUCAUAACACACGAUAACAGUGAUUAUGUUAGCACAGGUGUUCUUUUUCAUAAUUUAGCAUGAUUGUGUCAUCACUGCAAUUACUGUCAUGGUUAUCAUUAUUACUACUACCACUGU